UUAUAGUUGGUGCAUAACCAACUACUUUUUCUGUGUGUAAGAUUCACUGGAGAUAAGUCCAACAAGGAUCAUGAUAAUAAGGUAUAUAUACAACAAUCCUUUUUUCUUCUUCCUUCCAAUCCCAAUGCCUUAUCCCAUCCAACAAUAAUGGCUAUUUCCACUUCUUCUUCAGACUUCCCAUUAACUUCCAUUAACAAAAGCCACAAAAAGCAAACAUUUGUUCCUUCAAAAGCCUCACCGAUUCUUCUCUUUUUCUCACAUGCUUCAUCAUCUUCAUCAUCAAGAAUCUUGAUUCUUAAUUCUUCCAGCAGCAGUUAUCCACCACCGAUUUUAGAAGAUGAUGUUCAAGUUUCGUAUCCACCCGAAUCGGAAGACCUUAAUGUCUUGAUCUGCAAUCUCUUCAAGAAUCCAGAAACUGAAGAAAUGGGACUUGAUUGUUACUUGAAAGCUAUACGAAAUCCGGAUUUUGUACCCAAAAGAUCAACUUUGCAUAAACUAAUCAGGUAUUUGUUGCGUUUGAAGAAUUGGAAUUCUAUUUGGCUGCUUUGUGAAGAUUUUAGACAAUUCAAUGCUUACCCAAAUGCUUCAUAUUGUAGUAGGUUAGUUACUAGUUGCAUCAGAGCUAGAAGAUUUAAACUUGCUAAUAAUUUGCUUCACAUAUUGAAAUUUGAGAAAGAAGUUGCUUGUAUAAGCUUUAAUGCUGCCAUGAAAGCCUACAAUAAGCUUCAUAUGUAUAGUAGCACUGUUAGUGUGUUUGAAAUUAUGAAAUCUUCAGGUAUCGAAUUAGAUGCAGAAUGUUAUGGUCACACAAUGGAAGCUUAUCUUAAAAUGGGUAAAUAUGAAAAUGUGCUCAUGUUAUUUAAACAAUUCGAAUCUAGUGAGGUCGAAUGGACAUCAUUUUGCACUCAAAUUUACCGGAUUCUAUGUGAAUCUUUAGGGAAAUCGGGACAACCCUUUGAAGCUUUAGAUUACUUUAGGGAAAUGACUAAAAAAGGUUUCCCUGAGGAUCCGUCUUUUUACUCCUCAUUGAUCUCUUCGUUUGUGAGUAUCCGAGAAGUAAAAUUAGUAGAAGAGCUUUUGGAAGAAGCAGAAGGCAAAAAGAUGUUGAGGGACCCUGCAGUGUUCUUAAAACUUGUGUUGAUGUACAUUGAACUAGGUCUAAUUGAAAAGACUCUCGCUAUUACUUCUUACAUGAAACGAAUGAAUGUUAGAGUUUCUGACUGUAUCUUUUGUGCUAUUGUGAACGGGUUUUCAAAGAAAAAAGGGCCGAGUUCUGCAGCCAAAGUGUAUGAAGAUUUAGUCUCAGAGGGAUGUGUGCCAGGCCAAGUGACCUAUGCUUCGGUCAUUAAUGUAUAUUGUAGAAUUGGGCUCUAUGAAAAAGCUGUAGGGGUAUUUUUAGAAAUGGAUAGCAAGGGGUAUGACAAAUGUGUAGUAGCAUACUCUAGCAUGGUUGCAAUGUACGGAAAAACAAACAGGAUUAGAGAUGCAAUGAGACUGGUGGCCAAAAUGAAAGAAAAAGGGGUCGAGCCCAACGUGUGGAUUUACAAUUCUCUUCUAGAUAUGCACGGGAAGAUGUUGAACUUAAGGCAAGUAGAGAAGAUAUGGAAAGAAAUGAAAAGAAGGAAAGUAACGCCGGAUAAAGUAAGUUAUACGAGUGUGAUAAAUGCAUAUAGUAAGGCAAAGGAGUUUGAUACGUGUGUAAAGUAUUAUAAUGAGUAUAGACUCAACGGUGGUGGGAUCGAUAAGGCGAUGGGUGGGAUCAUGGUGGGAGUAUACUCAAAAAUGAGUAGAGUUGAUGAGUUGGUGAAGCUAUUGCAGGAUAUGAAAGCCGAAGGGACGCGUUUAGAUGUUAGGCUUUAUCGAUCUUCGUUGCAUGCUUUACGAGAUGCUGGGGUGCAAAUUCAGCCUGAAUGGUUGGAAGAGAGCUUUGAUAGGCUUUAAUUUAUGUAUGUAUAAAUAUAAAGUUGCCGGCCUGUUAUUCAUUAAACUAUAUUGUUACGAUUGUAAGUUGAUUUAAAGGUGUUAUAAAUCACCAUGGAUGGCAAUACAUCAUGCCAAUCAAGUUAUUUCUGUAUACCAUACCAAAGAUAUAGUAUGUGUUUUAUAUACAAGUCAAGAGAUAUCCUAGCUAGCUGUACAAACA
Messenger RNA from Erigeron canadensis, 2143 nucleotides. Its product is annotated as pentatricopeptide repeat-containing protein At5g13770, chloroplastic-like. The coding region runs from base 148 to 1941 and encodes 597 amino acids. NCBI's taxonomy places the organism in Eukaryota, Viridiplantae, Streptophyta, Magnoliopsida, Asterales, Asteraceae. The record is from RefSeq and is a predicted model, not a curated record. Gene Ontology annotation, molecular function: protein binding. The transcript has a single exon.